ACUUUAAACAAAGCUUCUAUUCUCUUCAAAGAGAACACCUUUAUUCCCCCUCGAAAAUAAAAUGAAAAAUUUUUCAGUCCAUUAUUGGGGGUCCUCCCAAAUGCAUAAGAAAAUUGGCCCCUGAAUUUGCCCCUGCGGCUGCAAUGCAAAUUCCCCCGUACUCUUUUAUUUCCUUAUUCUUCGACGUGCACCCCUUCAGCAAGUUGCCUAUUUGCAGGACAGUUUGGGCCGCGAUAUUACGAAUAUGCCCCUGCACUGCGUUCCUAUCUACAAUCCGCCCUUUCGUCCAAAAGCUAAAAGUUGAUUCAACAUGACGCUUGCAUUUAUGAGCAAUUGCCGCAUAUGAUUUUCCCUGCUCUAUUUCCUUGCCUUUCAAUUGUUUUCACUUUUACAUCGUCAGACAAAGAAGGGUAUUUUGGUAAUCUCGUCGGAUAUGUAUAUAUAUGUGCCUAGAGGACGUAUCCACGCACAUGUAUUUCGUCUGUGAACCGAACGGAAAAAGCCAAAUAAUCGAUCGCUGAGAGGCUGAGUUUUUAAAUCAACCGCCGCCGUGAAGAACUGACGCCGCCGAUUGGGAUCUGAUAAAUCGAACCCAAAAUUCCAUUGCCUUCCUACUCGAACUUUAGGUCACUCUUGUCUCUCCGGUGGAAUCGUAAAAAGCUCUCUUAAUUUAAUCUUUGUUGAAAAUGCCUUCGGAACCUACCGUGUCCUCCGUUCUAAUAGACCGAAUCAACGGCUCCGAUUCAAUCACCGCCGCAAUCCAUUGCCGGAAAGAGGCUCCGAAAUGGUUCCCGGUGACGGAAUCCGUGGCAGUUUACCACACGCACGCGGUGGGGCCCACCCAGACCUGCUCCGCCGUGGUCCAAGAGAUCGCCGCCCCAGUUUCCACCGUCUGGUCGGUCGUCCGGCGGUUCGACAACCCACAGGCCUACAAGCACUUCGUCAAGAGCUGCCACGUGGUCGGCGGAGACGGCGACGUCGGAACGCUCCGGGAGGUCCACGUCGUCUCCGGCCUUCCGGCCGCCUGCAGCACCGAGCGCCUCGAGAUUCUCGACGACGAACAGCACAUCCUGAGCUUCAGCAUGAUCGGCGGCGACCACCGCCUCGCCAACUACCGAUCCGUCACCACGCUCCACCCGUCACCGGCCGACGGCGGAAACAGAACCGUCGUCGUGGAAUCUUUUGUCGUCGAUACGCCGCCGGGAAAUACCAAAGAAGAGACCACCGUGUUUGUCGACACCAUUGUCCGCUGCAAUCUCCAAUCGCUGGCUCAACUCGCCGAGAAUUUGAACAGACGCAAUCAACCUCCGCCUUAAUCAAUUUGGUUUCAUGAGAUUGUUGAGGGCAGAGGACACAGGGUUUGCGUUGGCCGGAGGAGUGUGGGCGGAGACGGCAACACUGUAGCCUGUAGGAUUUUUCAGACGCGUCAGAGAGAGAGAGAUUAAAAGCGAAGGGGAAAAAAGAAGGAAAUUUUGAGCUAUUGGUUAAAACUUAAAAAUAGGGAGAUGGGUGGGGCCCAGGUAAGAUUAUUUAAUUGUUAUGAAUAAUGGGAAAUUUUUUCCCACGUGAAACGGCCGGAAUUUAGCGGCUGUCACGACUCGGGACGACGUCGUUGUACACUGUAGAGAUACAUACAUAGCAUAGAGAAGGCCUGCAAAUCUGACUCGACAACUCAUUCCCCUCGUACGUGUACUGAUCUCUGAGAUGAACCCUUUUUCCACUUUUUCACCCGUAAAACACCAAAAUAAUUGAACUGCGUUUGUUUGUGGUAAUUAAAUUAUUCAGUCAAAGGUGGACUGAAUUGAAGUAAAUUUUAGAUGGCGUGUUAAAGGAAACGUGCAACUUGGUUAAUGGGAAUGGUUGUGAGUUGUGAGUUGUGAGUUGUGUGUUGAGAUAGGCAAGUUGAAGUUGUGGUGUGGGAAGAGGGAGGAGCAAGUGGGGAGCUGCUUUUAAUGUCUACAUCCAUUCUAGUCUUGUCUGCUUUUCGAUGCCUUCACGCCACCCUUUUUCCCCUCUCCCUUCAUUUUCACCACUUUUUUGGGCCGUCUGGACCUUUCUCUCUCGGGCCUGCAGGCCCACGUCAUUUUUUAAAUAAAUUCUUCCGAAUUUAAUCACCUAAAAAAUUGUAUGAUAGGAACUUAGGAAGUUCUUUUUUUGAGGU
Molecule: messenger RNA, 2161 nt
Organism: Momordica charantia (bitter melon)
Lineage: Eukaryota; Viridiplantae; Streptophyta; Magnoliopsida; Cucurbitales; Cucurbitaceae
Product: abscisic acid receptor PYL4-like
Biological process (GO): abscisic acid-activated signaling pathway
Cellular component (GO): cytoplasm; nucleus
Molecular function (GO): abscisic acid binding; protein phosphatase inhibitor activity; signaling receptor activity
Source: RefSeq, a predicted model, not a curated record